Mangifera indica (mango) is the source of this 2511-nucleotide messenger RNA. Its product is annotated as pyrophosphate-energized vacuolar membrane proton pump. Gene Ontology annotation, biological process: proton transmembrane transport. The record is from RefSeq and is a predicted model, not a curated record. Gene Ontology annotation, cellular component: membrane. Gene Ontology annotation, molecular function: diphosphate hydrolysis-driven proton transmembrane transporter activity; inorganic diphosphate phosphatase activity. The coding region runs from base 54 to 2381 and encodes 775 amino acids. The transcript has 8 exons. Lineage: Eukaryota; Viridiplantae; Streptophyta; Magnoliopsida; Sapindales; Anacardiaceae.
CUGCCUCCUUCACAGAACUCACUUCCAUUUCAGCUUACUUCCAAAUCGUCUGAAUGGGAGCAACAAUUCUGCCAGAUCUCGGCGCCGAGAUUCUGAUUCCGCUUUGUGCAGUGAUUGGAAUUGGCUUCUCUUUGCUUCAGUGGGUGCUCGUUUCAAAAAUCCAGUUGUCUCCUUCCAGAGCCUCCUCCAAGUCAUCGGUUAACAGUGGAGCCGGCGCCACCAACCGAAACGGCUACUCCGACUAUCUUAUCGAAGAGGAGGAAGGCAUUAAUGACGAUAACGUCGUCCUUAAAUGUGCCGAAAUUCAAAGCGCCAUUUCUGAAGGGGCUUCCUCAUUCCUUUUCACUGAAUAUCAAUAUGUUGGUGUUUUCAUGGUUGUGUUUGCAAUCUUGAUUUUCGUUUUCCUUGGCUCUGUUGAGGGUUUCAGCACAAAGAGCCAACCUUGCACAUAUGAUCGAUUCAAGAUGUGUAAGCCUGCUCUUGCAACUGCUGCCUUCAGCACUAUAUCUUUCUUGCUUGGUGCUGUAACUUCAGUGGUUUCUGGCUUCCUUGGGAUGAAAAUUGCUACCUAUGCAAAUGCAAGAACCACCUUGGAGGCAAGGAAAGGAGUUGGGAAGGCUUUUAUCGCUGCAUUUAGAUCUGGUGCUGUUAUGGGUUUUCUCCUUGCUGCAAAUGGUCUUUUGGUGCUUUUCAUUGCCAUUAACCUAUUCAAGCUAUACUACGGUGAUGACUGGGCUGGCCUUUUUGAGGCUAUAACUGGUUAUGGCCUUGGAGGUUCUUCCAUGGCUCUCUUUGGUAGAGUCGGUGGAGGUAUAUACACGAAAGCUGCUGAUGUUGGUGCUGAUCUCGUUGGCAAGGUUGAGAGGAACAUUCCUGAGGAUGAUCCAAGAAAUCCAGCUGUCAUUGCUGACAAUGUUGGUGAUAAUGUUGGGGACAUAGCUGGUAUGGGAUCGGAUCUUUUUGGCUCAUAUGCUGAAUCAUCCUGUGCUGCCCUAGUGGUUGCAUCAAUCUCUUCCUUUGGAAUCAAUCAUGAGUUAACAGCAAUGUUGUAUCCUCUCAUUAUUAGUUCAGUGGGAAUAAUUGUUUGUUUGCUCACCACCUUAUUUGCAACCACUAAGGCCUUUGAGAUCAAGGCUGUAAAAGAAAUUGAGCCGACCUUGAAGAGGCAACUCAUCAUCUCCACUGUUCUGAUGACCGUUGGAAUUGCAAUUGUUAGUUGGAUAGCUGUUCCGUCUUCCUUCACCAUCUUCAAUUUUGGAACCCAAAAAGUUGUUAAGAACUGGCAACUGUUUUUAUGUGUUGCUGUUGGUCUCUGGGCUGGGCUCAUUAUUGGAUUUGUAACUGAGUACUAUACAAGCAAUGCAUACAGCCCUGUGCAAGAUGUUGCUGAUUCCUGCCGAACUGGAGCUGCCACUAAUGUUAUUUUCGGCCUUGCAUUGGGCUACAAAUCUUGUAUUAUUCCUAUUUUUGCUAUCGCAAUCAGCAUUUUUGUUAGUUUCAGUUUUGCUGCAAUGUAUGGUGUUGCUGUUGCGGCCCUCGGAAUGCUCAGCACUAUAGCUACUGGAUUGGCCAUUGAUGCUUAUGGUCCUAUCAGCGACAAUGCUGGAGGCAUUGCUGAGAUGGCAGGCAUGAGUCAUAGAAUCCGAGAAAGAACUGAUGCACUUGAUGCUGCAGGAAACACCACUGCCGCUAUUGGGAAGGGGUUUGCUAUUGGUUCUGCAGCUCUUGUGUCGCUAGCCCUUUUUGGUGCCUUUGUGAGCCGUGCAUCUAUUUUAACAGUUGAUGUUUUGACUCCAAAAGUUUUCAUUGGUUUGCUUGUUGGUGCUAUGCUCCCUUACUGGUUCUCUGCCCUGACAAUGAAGAGUGUGGGAAGUGCAGCUUUAAAGAUGGUUGAGGAAGUGCGCAGGCAAUUCAAUACCAUCCCUGGUCUCAUGGAGGGCACUACCAAACCCGAUUAUGCUACCUGUGUUAAGAUUUCCACUGAUGCAUCCAUUAAAGAGAUGAUCCCACCCGGUGCUCUCGUCAUGCUCACACCCCUCAUUGUCGGGAUCUUCUUUGGUGUGGAAACUCUCUCCGGUGUCCUUGCUGGUUCUCUUGUCUCAGGUGUUCAGAUUGCUAUCUCUUCGUCCAACACGGGUGGUGCUUGGGAUAAUGCCAAGAAGUACAUCGAGGCUGGUGCAUCGGAGCAUGCUAGAACUCUUGGUCCUAAAGGAUCAGAUCCACACAAGGCAGCUGUUAUCGGAGACACAAUCGGAGAUCCUUUAAAGGACACAUCUGGACCGUCUCUCAACAUCCUAAUCAAGCUAAUGGCUGUUGAAUCACUUGUGUUUGCUCCCUUUUUUGCUACACAUGGUGGCCUGCUUUUCAAGCUAUGGAACUAGAGAGCAUGACGGACGAACAGCCGGAGAUAGCAUACCCACCCUUCUUUCCACCCAGAGGUUUUUCUGUGUACUCCCCUUUGAUUCCCUAAAAUUCGAAAAAGAAAAUUAAAAAAAUUCUUUUUCCUUAGUC